UCUCCGGGAAGCGCACAGACGGCGGAGAAGGAGUUCCUUCCGUACGCAGCUGAAGCAGGUUACAAGACAGCUUCGUAAUGCCACUUCUGUGUGGUUGAGAUAGUAAAGGGGAUGAAAAAUGCCCAGACAAACAACAGUCACUGUUACUGUGGCCACCCUGUUAGGCAUUGCAGCAGGAGGGCUGGUUUUCUGGAAAGUCAUCCAGCGUCGGAAAGACAAAACUUGCAUUGCACUUAAGCGAGGAGGAACAGUUAAAGAACGAGAUAAGGAAGACCUCUUGGAAGAUAAUAGUCUUUCAUUCAUAUCCCCUCCCUCAAUCCCCUGGGCAGAGAAGAUUCUUGAAGGAAAAGUAGUGAUAAUUUCUGAAGCAGGCAAAUGGAAUGACGUGGAACCGUUGCUAAAGAAGGAGUUGGAGCAUUGUCCAGUUCUUGGAAUUGACUGUGAGUGGGUCUCAAUAAAAGGGGAGAAGGCCAAGCCUGUCUCUCUCUUGCAGAUGGCUGCCUCCAGUGGCCUUUGCAUUCUGCUUCGUUUGCCUCAGUUGACCGCUGGUGGACAGGUUCUUCCAAAGUCUUUGCUGGACAUUCUGGCAGAUGGUGGCAUCCUAAAGGUUGGAGUAGGGUGUUGGGAAGAUGCCUGCAAGUUACUUCAUGACUAUGGCGUAACAGUCAAAGGGAUUGUUGACCUCCGGUAUUUGGCCAUGAGACAGAGUAAGGCUCUUCCCCCAAACGGGCUCAGCCUCAAAACUCUUGCGGAGAGGAUGCUCAACUGCUCACUUGACAAGUCUCUUCACCUGUGCUGCAGCGACUGGGAGGUAGAACAACUGACUCAUGAACAGAUUGCUUAUGCUGCUAGGGAUGCCCAGGUGUCGGUCGCUCUGUUCCUCCACCUGCUGCGAUUGCCCUCCCUCCCUCAUGCAGCAGGCAGUGAACAUGCUCUUCCUUCUUGGGAAAAGGUCCUGAAGAAGUGUCAGGGCUUGGUGGAUGUGCCCUUCAAAGGAAAAAACAGUAGUAGCUUUGGAGAUGUUGAAAAUGCAGAAGACUCUGAGGAAAAACUAAAGAAUCAGAAGCCACUAACUAAUGGGCAGUCCCCAGUCAACCAGCAAAUGAAGGAUCCUCGGAAGCACAAGCGGAAGCCCCUGGGAGUAGGAUAUUCCGCCAGGAAAUCUCCCUUGUAUGACAACUGCUUCUUACAUGCGCCAGAUGGGCAGCCUCUGUGCACUUGUGAUCGCAAGAAGGCCCAGUGGUACCUUGACAAGGGGAUUGGAGAGCUGGUGAGCACAGACCCUUUUAUUGUAAAGCUACAGUUUGAGCCUUCUGGGCGCCCUGAAUCUAAAGUGGAUUAUUACUUGACUGUCAAAGAGAACCUAUGUGUCGUGUGUGGCAAAAGAGAGUCUUACAUUCGAAAGAACAUAGUACCCCACGAGUAUCGGAAACAUUUCCCCAUCCAGAUGAAGGACCACAACUCCCACGACGUGCUCCUCCUCUGCACCACCUGCCAUGCUAUCUCCAACUACUACGACAACCAUCUCAAGCUGCAGCUAGCUGAGGAAUUUGGCGCCCCCCUUGGCUGUGAGGAGGGCGUGCGCCUGCUUGAAGAUCCCAUCCGCAGGCAAGUCCGUUCAGGGGCUCGGGCUCUCUUGAAUGCGGACAGCCUCCCUGAUGCUCGGAAGGCGGAGCUGUUACAGGUGAUCAAGGACUACUUUGACUCUGCAACCAUUUCCCCAGAGAUGCUGCAGGAGGCAGCUGGACUGGAGACCAGGAUUUUUAAUGAGAGCUACGUGCCGCAUGGCCUGAAAGUGGUAAAGAGUUUUGCCCAAGGGGGCCUGCGCUCCCUCAUGCUGCUGGAGAGACGUUGGCGCCAGCACUUCUUGGACGUCAUGCAGCCCAGGCAUCUCCCAACGCAGUGGUCUGUGGACCACAAUCAUGACAAGUUGAUCCGAAAAUAUGGGGAGGAUCUGCAGGUUGAACUCUCGUGAAAGUCAGCACUUCCAGAAGGCUAAUGGGGAGGAACAGACUGGGCGAUGAACUUGGAAAAUAGAACUGAGGCCUCUUGUUUCCUUCUGGGCUCCCAUGUUGUACGGGCAAGAUCCUGCUCAGAUUUCCUGUUGCUUAGUCAUUGUUCUCACUGUCAGUCGGCAAAACUAUUGUAAGCUUAAAACAUUUUAUUUUAAUUUUUAAAUGAAUUUUUAAUUAAAACUCGA
This is a messenger RNA of Elgaria multicarinata webbii, 2200 nucleotides long. It is a transcript of the gene EXD2, whose product is annotated as exonuclease 3'-5' domain containing 2. Gene Ontology annotation, molecular function: nucleic acid binding; 3'-5' exonuclease activity. Gene Ontology annotation, cellular component: cytoplasm; nucleus. Lineage: Eukaryota; Metazoa; Chordata; Lepidosauria; Squamata; Anguidae. Gene Ontology annotation, biological process: nucleobase-containing compound metabolic process. The coding region runs from base 119 to 1975 and encodes 618 amino acids. The transcript has 9 exons. The record is from RefSeq and is a predicted model, not a curated record.